AUGAACAAGCAUCACAUGCUCAAUGUGAUGGUCUUCUACGAGUACAUGACCCCCUCCUAUACAGACCACCCCGCAGGAAGAACAGAACAUCUCCAGUUCUUCGCCCGCCUCCCAAUCCACACCCACCUCCCAGAGGUCACCACCGCUGGACUCGAGAGCACCUAUCAGCACCAUGAGUUCCUGGUCUACUCUGCUGCUGUGGCAUUUGGAUUUCUCUCGAGUUUGGAGACCAGGCUCCCAUUUCCGGCCUGCCUGCUGCUGCUGCUGCUGCUGCUGCAGGUCCAGCCCUUCCUGGUGGGGGUGACCAAGUGCAUGGCAGGGGAGCCGGAUAAUCAGGGGUCAAAGGCCAGCUCUGCUAUUUUUGAGCUGUAUUAUUCUGGAUCACAGGCCUUCUCCGGGCAGCCUGGCGUCAGUGCAGGCACCAGCACCCACCAGGGUCUGCGAGCAGAGCUGGUGGUGGCGACUGGCCGGCUCAUUAAGGGGGGAGCGUCUGACUUGUGCUUGUCCUCCCCAGGGGCGCCCACCCGAGAUGUGCUCCUGGUCUCUGCCAUCAUCACCGUCAGCCUUAGCGUCACUGUUGUGCUCUGCGGCAUCUGCCACUGGUGUCAGCGAAAACUGGGCAAACGCUACAAGAACUCCCUGGAGACAGUGUGCACGCCAGACUCAGGGCGUGGACGCAGCGAGAAGAAGGCCAUCAAUGGCACCCUCCUGUCCGGUGCCAAAGUGGCCGCUGCGGCGGGGCUGGCGGUGGAGCGGGAAGGCCGGCUGGGGGAGAAGCCGGCGCCGGCGCCGCCACCCGGAGAGGACGGCCUGAGAAGCGGCGGGGCUGCCCCCUGCGAGCCGGGCAGCAGUGCCAAGGCGGGGAGAGGCCGCUGGCGGACAGUGCAGAGCCACCUGGCCGCAGGGAAGCUCAACUUGUCCAAUUUCGAGGACUCCACCCUGUCCACGGCUACUACCCUUGAGUCUAUCCCCAGCUCCGCGGGAGAGCCGAAAUGCCAGCGACCCCGCACCCUGACCCGGCAGCAGAGCCUGCAGCAGCCGCUAAGCCAGCACCAGCGGGGUCGGCAGCCCAGCCAGCCCACCACCAGCCAGAGCUUGGGCCAGCUGCAGGCCCACGUAGCCUCAGCGCCAGGCCCCAACCCCCGGGCCUAUGGCCGGGGCCAGGCUCGGCAGGGCACCUCGGCCGGCUCCAAGUACCGGGCGGCCAGCGGCCACAGUCGCUCCAACCCAGGCAGUUGGGACCACGUGGUGGGGCAGAUUCGAAACCGAGGCUUGGACAUGAAGUCCUUCCUGGAAGGUCGGAUGGUGGUGCUAUCCUUGGUCUUAGGGCUUUCGGAACAGGAUGACUUUGCCAAUAUCCCUGACCUGCAAAACCCAGGAACCCCGCAGAACCAGAACGCUCAGGGGGACAAGAGGUUGCCCACAGGCGGAAAGGCGGUGAACACAACCCCUGUGCCAGGCCAGACCCCCCACGAUGAGUCUGACCGCCGCACGGAGCCGCGAUCCUCUGUCUCGGACCUCGUCAACUCCCUCACCAGCGAGAUGCUCAUGCUCUCCCCAGGGUCCGAGGAGGAUGAGGCCCACGAGGGCUGCAGCCGCGAGAACCUGGGCCGGAUCCAGUUCAGCGUCGGCUACAACUUCCAGGAGUCCACGCUCACCGUGAAGAUCAUGAAGGCCCAGGAGCUGCCGGCCAAGGACUUCAGUGGGACCAGCGACCCGUUCGUCAAGAUCUACCUGCUGCCGGACAAGAAGCACAAGCUGGAGACCAAGGUGAAGCGGAAGAACCUGAACCCCCACUGGAACGAGACCUUCCUCUUUGAAGGUUUCCCCUAUGAAAAGGUGGUGCAGAGGGUCCUCUACCUGCAGGUCCUGGACUACGACCGCUUCAGCCGCAAUGACCCCAUCGGGGAGGUGUCUAUCCCCCUCAAUAAGGUGGACCUGACCCAGAUGCAGACCUUCUGGAAGGAUCUGAAGCCAUGCAGUGAUGGGAGUGGGAGCCGAGGGGAGCUGCUUUUGUCUCUCUGCUACAACCCCUCUGCCAACUCCAUCAUUGUGAACAUCAUCAAAGCCCGGAACCUCAAAGCCAUGGACAUCGGGGGGACAUCAGACCCGUACGUGAAGGUGUGGCUGAUGUACAAAGACAAGCGUGUGGAGAAGAAGAAGACAGUAACGAUGAAGAGGAACCUGAACCCCAUCUUCAACGAGUCCUUCGCCUUUGAUAUCCCCACGGAGAAGUUGAGGGAGACCACCAUCAUCAUCACCGUCAUGGACAAGGACAAGCUCAGCCGCAAUGAUGUCAUCGGCAAGAUCUACCUGUCCUGGAAGAGCGGGCCCGGGGAGGUGAAGCACUGGAAGGACAUGAUCGCGCGCCCUCGGCAGCCCGUGGCCCAGUGGCACCAGCUGAAGGCCUGAGCGGGGCCAGGAGAGGCCUGGGGGGCCGAGGGCCCGGGUCUCCACCAUGCUCUCACCACUUUAUGCACUACGCCCGGCCCGGCCCCCCUGCCCUGGGUGAGGGGAGGACCCUGCCGCCCGGCAAGGGCCAGGGAGGGGUCCCAGGACUCGGCCCCAUUUCCAGGAAGUACCAGCCCCACCCCCAGCGGUCCAGCUCGCGGGGAGAGACUCCGAGAGCCAUUUUCCUGCUUUGCCCCUUUCCUUCCCCACUCGUGGAGAAAGGUGGGGGGAGCCUGAGAGACUGGCACGUACCUCCAGAGGCCCGCCAGGUGGGCAUGGCCCGCCGUUUUCUUUGAGGCGGUGCCUGGAGUGGAGAAAGCCCCCCACCUGCGCGCCUGCCCCCUCGAGGGCCCAGGACAGGGGCGGCCGGGGCGUUUGGCCUUGGCCUAGAGAGGUCGGUCCCCAGGACAGCUUCAGGCGCCGGCUGGGCCCUGAACGCCUAGGAGAGUAUAAAUAGCCCGUUCCGGGGCCCGUGUACUUGUGAUGUGUGUCCCCCUGUGUGUGCGUGUGCGUGUGGCGGCUGCUUGUUCCCUGCCCCUCUUCAUCCCACCGGCAGUGCUUGAAGACUGACGCGGGGACCCCAUUCGUGCAAGGCCUGGCGGGGCUGGAGCUGUAGGGGGGUAGGGGGUAGGGGAGAGCAGAGCCUGGGCCCAGAACUGACUGCCUCCCGCCCACGCGUCCCAGUCCCUCUGCCCUCCGGACUGUAGCACUGCGCCAGCGCCAUCCCCUGAACGUCUGCUCUCACCGUUUAGGCACCUACUGUGUGCAUAGCAUUUCACAAGACUCUUGCUCUUUUCCUUCUCAGGGGACCCCCUGCCAGCUCGCUUCCCUAACAUCCCCCCCAACCGGGAGCCCCACCCCCACCCCUAGCGCCUUCCCAGACGUCACAUCCAGCCAAGUUGGUGAGCCUCACCAUGCUUGCCCUGGGUUCCUUGUCUGUGCAGACCCCGCUCCGUGGUCUCCCGGUUUCCCCACACAGACCUCCUCGCGCAGACUCCCCGCCCCACCCCCUCCCGGUCCUCCCACUCCCGGCGCCAGGACACAGAAGCUAUGACUUCUCCUUGGACCCUGCAGAUUUCAGGAUGAUGCUCCGCUUAAGUCUCGCUGAUCCUCACACUGGCCCUGUAUUGAUACAAGACCUAGCUGGCGACCAAACCUCAAACCCUGCAGGGGAGGGGCAAGGACGGGGGUCCGAGAGUCUGGGCUGCCGUUCUGAGCACACACCACCAGGUGGCACGCGGACACCACAGUCUGCCACCGCUGUCCCUGGACCUGACGGCCGCCCCCACAUCCGCAGUCCGCCAGGCACAUAAGCAAUUAGGGACCGUUUUCCUCCCGUCGGCUGCCCCUUGAGCUGACCAUUUCUGCUCUGUGCAGUAGCCAAGACCCCUGUCGCCCCCAUCAAAAUGUUCUCAACUUGGACCUCACCUCCCCCGACCUUCCCGCCCUGGCCCUGAGCCCCCUGGGAUCUGGAGGAAUACCAUACAUUGUAGGUGAACCGUUUCGUAGAGUGAAGAACCGCUGAUGUGAAGCCAACAUCCCUGGUAAAUCCCGACUUGUAUAUUAUCGCUUUGCUUAAAAGGGGGUCCGCCCUAAACGCGCCCUCCCCAGUGGGAGGGCUGGGGACCAGCUGUCAGUAGGGAUGGAAGGGCAGGGACCCAGGAGACUUUGUGUGAAGAGGGUGCUGGCAUUCUUACCCCCGCCCCCUUUGAGUACUAAGCUGAGCUACCUGGUCCCCUGGGGGCCGAAUGUAACCCAAUUGAGUGGUCUCCGGAGCUCCGCCCCGAGUGCUUUGCCAAUCAAGUGCAUCGAACUUCUCCGGACGGAGUCUCCUCCCACCGUGUGGCGGCACAUUCCCCGGGUUCCAUCUUGGAGUUCCCGGGGUCCCAAGCACUGCUUGGAGCCUCGGACUUGGGGGAGAUAGGCAAGGAGUGUGGACCCAGAGCCAGGCAAGCUGGCACUGGAAGAGGUGGGUGGGGGACGAGGUCAAGGCCCACAGGAGAAGAGAGAAUGGGGGCACUUGAGGAAGGGGGGCCCUGGAGCCUUGCCGUCAUCCCAAAACCUUGGGCAAGACACCCACACACACCCCCGGGCCUCAGUUUCCCUAGCUGUAACAUGAUGGUAAUAAAACUUCACCUACCUCAUAGGGGAGGUUGUAAGGCCACUGUCGCCUGACCUGGGGAGUCAAGGCCGGAGGGCUCUGAAGGUGCUACCUGCGAGCCAAGUAUUACUACCGACCGAUCGAUAGCACAGCCGCCCGCCGCCCCUCUCCCAAGAGCCUCCUGGAAAAGCCAGGCCUGCGGGGCCCUUCCCGUCUCUCCCCGUCCUCCGUGUCCCAGGACCCUUCAUCUGUCGUCUGUGCUGCCCUAGAUGUAGUCGUUUUCUUGUUCAAGUAUCUUGUUGUGACCAUCGCCCCCUCAAAGCCGCUGUGCAAAUCCCACCUGCCCCAGGACCCCGCACCUGCGCCACCCUACUGGCACCAGAUGCCGGGGAGGGGACAGGCGAACAGCCCCCUCCCCCAACACGCACACACCAUUGAAACAAAAAGCCAACGGGGCCUCAAGGCUGGGGGUUGGUGGCUGCUGUUUGUAUUGUAUUUGAGUCCUUGAGUGCAAGUGUUUUAUAUUAAAAAGCAAAAAUCAACAAAAACCCACUGUCACACACACAAGAUAAGGAAGAGAAAUGAAGAAAACGGAAGAGGAAUAAAACAUACGAACUUCACUACACGCACCCUCUAAGCCAGCAAGAUCUCCUCUUUGCAAAAUCAUAUUUUUGUGGGAAUGGGCCUGCUUUUUGUGGCAAGGCGCAUUCUGAUUAAUAAAGGAUCGUGAAAAAGUA
Echinops telfairi (small Madagascar hedgehog) is the source of this 5289-nucleotide messenger RNA. RefSeq names its product synaptotagmin 7 (gene SYT7). Gene Ontology annotation, biological process: vesicle fusion; cellular response to calcium ion; regulation of calcium ion-dependent exocytosis. The transcript is spliced from 15 exons. Gene Ontology annotation, molecular function: calcium ion binding; SNARE binding; calcium-dependent phospholipid binding. Gene Ontology annotation, cellular component: membrane; synaptic vesicle; axon. Lineage: Eukaryota; Metazoa; Chordata; Mammalia; Afrosoricida; Tenrecidae. The coding region runs from base 1 to 2412 and encodes 803 amino acids. The record is from RefSeq and is a predicted model, not a curated record.